Molecule: messenger RNA, 285 nt
Organism: Diaporthe batatas
Lineage: Eukaryota; Fungi; Ascomycota; Sordariomycetes; Diaporthales; Diaporthaceae
Exons: 2
Coding region: 1-285 (94 amino acids)
Source: RefSeq, a predicted model, not a curated record
AUGCGUGUCUACGUGCCACUGAGCAUGGCGUCUCUACCCGAACUCGCGUCACUUGCGCGGUCGAAAGUCAUGGAGUGGAGUGUGGUGUCUAACUCGACAUCCUGGAUGCACUUCAUUUCCUGGUGCUUCCUGGCACUGGCAUUGUCGUUCUUCCUCCCUCUCAUGGCCUUGAUCUGCUUCGAUUUCGUCCUCUGGAUCUGCCGCCUAAUCCGCCCGCCCGCCAACACCGUCACCUCACGGAGACGACGGCGCGAGUCACUCAAACAUCCAGUCAGCACAACAUAA